GCAAACCUGGACUUCGAACGAUGAUCGAUCGUCCUCCGAAAUAUAGGAGGAAAACCCUACGCUGUGCCCAUGCGAUUGACCCUUCGCACUACUAUUAACGCGGUUCCGCGGGUUUCAUCGAUGAUGGCAGGGACUCUCCGCGUGAUCUCCUGGGAGAAAUCCGCAGAGGAGAAGUCAUCAACAGAUGAUGUGGAAAGCAGUGACGAGGAUGAUCCGGAGAUCUUGAAAUUUGCACGACAAUGUGUUUGUUACCCGCCGCCCAAAACGAUAGCGAGAACGAUGCAACUGACCAGCCGAAAAAUUCAAAGGACCAAGGCGAUGAUCUUGGGUGAGCCCCUCGUGCAGAUUUCGAGGAUGGUCGAUUCUCUGGAACCCCCUCAAACUCUGUACGAAGGAAUCACACCUCUCCUCGCCCGGUAUAGCGACAAGAAGCACUACGGUGACAUUACGGAUCUACCCAAGUUCUUACUAACCUCGACUAAAGAAGUGAGAUUGUUACGUUUGGGGGCGGAAGCAAGCUCUCUGGAACCCCCUGGGCGUUUUGAAGCAGAAACAGACGGACUGGAGAUAAAGAUCGCAACUAAGGAAGUGCCAUGGCAGGAUGUUUGUGACGGGAUUACCCCGGAAGGACACAUGGCAAUCCGAGAAGAAGAUGCUCAGAUGAUGGCCACGGUAUUCUCCUGGCGAUCGGAUCAUUCAUUCAUCUCGGCGCCCCCACCCGACUUGACAAAACAGGCGAACACGAAACAGAUUGACGUUCGGAUCUGGGACCAACUUUUUGAACUGCACGUUCCACAAUAUGUGCCGGAUGAAAUCCACCGGCAAGAGAUGAACAUGACGUUCCAAGACUUCAUCAACAAAACACGGCUGAUGCAAGGGAUGAUUAACUUUUGCAUGAUCGUGUACAUGGGCGACAUCCUGGUGUACUUGGAAACCUAUCACGGGCAUGUGCAACAUAUCGAAUGGACAUUGGGUGCAUUGAGAGACGCUGGGUUCAAGAUUGCGCUUGAGAAGAGCGAAUUUUUCCUCUCGGAAAUUUCGUUCUUAGGCUACGCCAGGACACGUGGAGGAUUGCGGCCGGACUCGAGAAAAGUUCCGGCAGUGAAGGAAGCUCCGGUUCCCACGUCACUGACGCAAGUUCGAGCCUUCCUGGGACUGGCGUCGUACUACCGGCGCUUCAUCAAGGGCUUUGCCGUGAUUGCACGACCACUAACGAAUCUGUUACGGAAGGACCAACCUCUCAGCUGGGACGCGGAGUGCCAACAGGCCUUUGCAACCCUCAAGGACGCUCUGGCAACGGCCCCUAUUUUGAUUCGACCGGACCCCUCGAAGCAGUUCAUUCUCAUCGCGGACUGGCAACCGGAGGCUAUUUUCGCUAUUCUAGCGCAAAAGGGGAACGAUGGUCACGAACACGUCAUCGAGUACGCGUCACGAACCGUGCCGGACGAACGAAGAAACGACUACGCACCUCAGGGUGAGUGUUACGCGGUAGUUUGGGGAAUCCAACACUUCCAUCCGUAUCUCUACGGACAGAAGUUUCGCCUCGUAACGGAUCACGAGCCUCUGCUGGCGCUGAAGAAACUUACCAACUACACGGGCAUGAUUGGCCGUUGGGCGGUGCGACUACAAGAAUACGACUUCGAUAUGGUCUAUCGGAAGACAGAGCGACACGGCAACGCGGACAGGCUGACACGUCUGCAUCGACCUGCCAAGUGGGCGGCGCUGAGAGCAGAAGAGGAGGCCGAAGAAGAAUCGGAAGGAGAAUUGAGGAGAGAGGUCGGGGAAGUAGCGGCCCGAUUGGAGGAGGAGGAGGAAGAAGAGCGCGAAGCAGAAGAAGAGUCGGCAGAAGCGGAAAAAGAAGAAGAAGAAGAAGCAGAGGAGGAGACUUCAGAGGAAGAGGAAGAGGCCUAUAGUGAGUACAGCGAGGGCGAGCAAAGUGAGGAGGAGGACGAAGAAGUGGAAAGCGGGGACGACCCGAAGCCAACGCACCACGAGCUCGAGUGGGUGCCAGGACCGGAUCAACGAGAGGAAAACCCUGAGGCUGCUGCGCAGCGCAAGAAAGAAAUCACGGAAGGAAAGCGGCUGGUGGUCGAUCCCGCACCGAACAAUCCUUUCCAGGAUCCCGAGCCGCCCAAGCUAGAGCAUGGAGACCUUGCUGCCACGACCUCAAGAGCCGCGACGACAAGGCGCCGACCCCGAUCCCGGUCCACGUCCCCCUCUGCCUCCGCUCGUCCCUCAAUUCGUCAACGUGUCAUCGAGGGGCUUAGCCCUUCGUCCCCGAUCCAUAUACCACCAUCCCCUUAGCUAUCACUCUUUCAAUCAGUACUUCCAUCGCGUCGUCUACCCCCAUAA
Messenger RNA from Chara braunii, 2352 nucleotides. The record is from the annotation of a GenBank genome assembly. Lineage: Eukaryota; Viridiplantae; Streptophyta; Charophyceae; Charales; Characeae.